AUGGCCUCCGGAUCAGAGGCCAACCUCCACUGUCCCGUGUGCUGUGAUAUCUUUAAAGAUCCAGUUCUUCUUUCCUGUAGCCACAGCUUCUGUAAGGUCUGCCUCCGGAGAUGGUGGAGAAGGAAAGAAGCACUCGAGUGUCCUGUUUGUAAGCGCAUAUCUGGGAAGAAACACCCACCUUGCAACUUGGCACUGAAGAAUCUGUGUGAGGCCUUUUUACUGGAGAGUGAUCAGAAGUCUGAGGCUCUGUGCCGCCUGCACUCAGAGAAACUCAAACUUUUCUGUUUGGACCACCAGGAACCAGUGUGCCUAAUCUGCAGAGACUCCGAAAAUCAUGCAGAUCAUAAGUUCAGACCCGUUGAUGAAGCUGCACGUGAUCACAGAGACGAGCUUCAAAAACACCUGAGGCCUUUACAGGAGAAGCUGAAGCUCUUGAAACAAACUAAAGGAAACUACACCCGAACAACAGAACAUGUUAAAGUCCAGGCUCAAGACACAAAGAAGCAGAUUAAGAAGCAGUUCAAGAGGCUUCACAAGUUUCUAGAAGAGGAAGAGCAGGCCAGGAUUGCUGCUGUGAGUGCAGAAGAAAGGCAGAAACGUGAGGUGCUGAAGGAGAAGAUGGACGUUCUGAGAAGAGAGAUAGCAGCUCUUUCGCAAAUUAUCAGAGCAACAGAGGAAGAGCUGAGAGCUGAAGACACCUUCUUCUUAAACAACUACAAGGCUACAGCAGAACAGGUCCAGGAGCAUCCCCUGAUGGGUGAUCCAGAGCUUCUUCUAGGAGUUUUGCUGGACCAGGCCAAACACCUGGGCAAUCUGACCUUCAACAUCUUGAACAAGAUGGCUGAGGCCAGCUCGUAUACUCCUGUGAUUCUGGAUCCAAACACUGCCCAUCCAAGACUCAACCUGUCUGAAGAUCUGAGUGGUGUUAAACAGGGACGGACAGUAGAGUCUCCCAACAACCCGGAGAGAUUUGACAGCUUCUGCAUCACCCUCGGCUCUCAGGGAUUUAACUCAGGGCUUCACAGCUGGGAAGUUGAACUUGGACACAGUUCACACUGGAUCCUGGGCGUGGCACCAGAUGAGGAAUAG
Molecule: messenger RNA, 1089 nt
Organism: Pelmatolapia mariae (spotted tilapia)
Lineage: Eukaryota; Metazoa; Chordata; Actinopteri; Cichliformes; Cichlidae
Product: zinc-binding protein A33-like
Exons: 2
Coding region: 1-1089 (362 amino acids)
Biological process (GO): protein ubiquitination
Cellular component (GO): cytoplasm
Molecular function (GO): zinc ion binding; ubiquitin protein ligase activity
Source: RefSeq, a predicted model, not a curated record